This is a messenger RNA of Cajanus cajan (pigeon pea), 1012 nucleotides long. Lineage: Eukaryota; Viridiplantae; Streptophyta; Magnoliopsida; Fabales; Fabaceae. The record is from RefSeq and is a predicted model, not a curated record.
UCCCGUCUGCUAGUCCCACUUUUGUUUUUUAUUUUUCAAAGAUGGCUCGCUAGCUUUAACUGUCAAACAAAAUAAAUCACUAUUCCUGUGGUGCUAUUUUAAAGCUACAGAGAAAAGGUUUCAGAGUUGGAUCAACUGGAAAAUCACCUCGAAACAACCAAUGACAAGAGCAAACAAUCCCGAGAAAUGUCAAAAGCAAAUUUUGAGAUGCAAUUCUUGGAGCAUGAGCUGCAUGACUGUCCUGAAGAAGAGAAAGAAAAUGAAGUUCGGCAGGAACUACAUGUUCUUGAUAAAGGAGAUAAUCUAUCAAACUCAAACGUGUUUCAGAAUCUCAAGAACAAACUAUCUGUUGUGACAAAAGAAAAGGACAAAUUGAGGAUUGAGAUGGAAGAUCAACAGAAGAAAAUGGAAAUUCUCCAAAAGAAUUGCCAGGAUGAGUUAUCGAAGGAAAAGGUCCAUGUUGAGGAACUGAGUCGGAAACUAUCCUCUAUGGAAGUCAAAAAGCAUGCGGAUGACGUAAUGAUGGCUAAGCUGAAAAUGAGACUCCACGGAACACAAGCAAAGCUAGAUACUAUUCGAUAUAGAUAUACGGAAGCAAGCGAUGAAUUAGUUAUAACACAUAAGAAGUAUAAAGACCAGUUGGCUGCAAAAGGAAUAGAAGUGUUUAACCUAAUGAAACAGCUUGCUGCUGUCAAAGGGCAAUAGGAAAUUUGUAUGCUAAAAGAUGUAAUCUCGCAUCUUCAUUCGUUUAUGAAAUACAGGUGAUUAAGCCCAUCACUCCAAGUGGCCUCAGUAAUCUGUAAUCUGAUGUCAAUAGUGAAAUCUUGAUUGACACAUGCUGCAAUUUCAUACAAUUCCUCAGAAAUUAACAACUAACCUCGAAUUUCCUGCACAAUUACACAAGCCCCUAAUCGUUGUUAUUAUAUCACGAAACACAGUAAGUGACAAUAUGUUCUACUUUCUCUCUUGAGCACUACAAAACACAGCAACACUCGGAGGGUUGGCAAUUGAA